UGCGGGCUCAGGCAUGGCGGUGGCGGCGGAGCGGGGCUCCUAUCGGUUCGUGGUGCUGCUCUUCAACUGCCUCCUCACCUUCGGCUCCUACUUCUGCUUCGACAUCCCCAGCGUCCUGCAGGAGCAGUUCCAGGGGAACUUGACCUGCCCAAAUGGAACCCAUCAUAACAGCACUGGGCAUAACAGCACGCUGGAAUGUGUUGAAGGCUUGGGAAUGGCACCUGCUCAAUACAAUUUGCUGUAUGCGAUCUAUGCUUGGACAAAUGCGGUAGUGGUUAUUCUGGCUGGAUUCCUGAUUGAUAAACUAGGAAAUCGCUUUGGUGUCUUUGUUUUCUCUCUUCUGACUGUGUUGGGAUCAUCAAUAUUUGCUCUAGGCUCACAUUUCAAGGGAUCGCCAUACCUCCUACCCAUGAUGCUAACAGGAAGGCUGCUCUUUGGCUCCGGGAAUGGGUCACUUACUAUUGUGCAGAAUCGUAUCACAGCCUUCUGGUUCAAGGGGAAGGAACUGGCACUGGCAUUUGGACUGACUCUGUCUUUCUCCCGUCUUGGGAGUGUCCUCAACUUCUUCUUCACCCAGCAGUUUGAGGCAAAAUUUGGAAUGCAGUGGACGCUCUGGGGUGGUACCCUGCUCUGUGUGCUUGGUUUUGUUUCAGCCCUCACAGUCAGUGUACUAGAUAAAGUGGGCACGAAGCAACUGGGCUUGGAUGGGGUUAUCCAGCAGGAGGCCAAAAAAGUGCGGAUUCAGGACAUCCGGCGACUUCCCCUUCGCUACUGGCUCCUGGUCCUCACCAUCAUGUUCUUCUACAAUGGAGUCUUCCCCUUUGUGGCAGAUGCCAGCAAGUUUAUCCAGGAUAAAUAUUCUGGUUACAGCCAGCAGGCAGCCGCUUAUAUUGCUGGAGCAGUGUAUGACAGCUCCCUCCUCUUCUCUGCAGCAGUUGGCAUAUUAAUUGACUACGUUGGGCUGAGAGGCAUCUUUGCUGUCGGCUGUGCUGCAUUGACUCUGCCAGUCUUCGCUCUCCUGGCGUUUACCUUUGUUCCUCCUUUAGUCUCUACCAUCUGGUUGGGGAUUACUUACUCCUUUGCUGCUGCUAGUAUGUGGCCAUCCAUACCACUUGUGGUCCCCCAAGCAAGUUUAGGGACAGCUAUGGGGCUUGCAACUUGCAUGCAGAUGAUUGGAGUUGGCCUUUCGAAUCUGAUUGUUGGCCACAUUCUAGGAACAAAGUCCAGUGAAUUAAAGAUCCCUCUGUGGCGCUGGCAAUGGAUGAUGAUCUUUAUGUUGGCAAACACUAUUGCAUGUCUCGCUGCCUCCAUUAGCCUCAAUGUUGUGGACAAGAAACAGGGUGGGACACUGAACCGAACAAGGAAGGGUGCCCCUGUGGAGCAGGAGGAGAGAGCCCCUGCAGAUGCAGCGCCGCUCCUCGACGAUGAAACGGGAACCAAAGGCUCCGUCAGCUGAACCUUUGCAGUGCGAGGAGCAGUGACAGCUGCCAGACACAGCACUGAUCGCCUCUGUUUGAAAGUGGAUUUUUACCUUGUGUGUGUUAAACAUCUUUAAAGGGAAUCGUGAAAGGAGUUGUCUACAGGAAGGGAAUAUUUCCACUUAUGCCUUGGACAUAAUGAGAGGUGUCUGCUGUGUGGUUCUGAGGCACUCUCCAACACACAGAAACCUGCCUGGGGCACUUUUAAGAACAACAGAAUAGUAAGUGACACUAACUUAGCUGCAGCUUGUGCAUAAGCUGUUAGAUAGUUGUGUUUCACUUUGCAUCAAAACUGCCUGUGUGAGGUGUGCCUGCUGUGUGCACCACUCGUUCUCCCUCACAGGAAUCCUGUACAUCAGCACUUGCUAAUCCCAGACCUCGGCAGGUCUCCUGUUUUGCUUACUCCUCCAAAGCAGCGUGCAUCUUUCACAAAUUACAUAUCCACAUGAGUGCCACCAUCAUUAUUCUUUAGGCAGGAGCCUGAAUUAAUCAAAUUGAUUACCUUUUGCACACAAGCCUAGCUAAAUUGCUUAUUACACUACUAGAAAUGCUUCUGUAAGCCUUGCCUAUUCAUUUGCCUUCCAAAGCAUAAAAGUGUUUGAUCUGAAAUUCUGUCUUUUAGAUGACAGUGCUCUUACUCAUGAAUGCUAGAGGCUUGUUUUACUCAGGCAGCUUGCCAUUUUCACUAUGCAAAAUACUCACAAACACUCCUACGGUGUUUACAAAAGGUCCUUUAAGAAUGAAGUAAACUUUAACAUAGCUAGGUACAAGGAAUGCUGAAGUGAAUGACUUCUUAUGUAAAUGAUUACACAUCCUUAAGUGAAAGAGCAGCUCUGCUCAAGUUACAUUUAAUAUAAACACUAAUAGAUUAAAAGCAAUUUAGGCACUGACA
Molecule: messenger RNA, 2370 nt
Organism: Calidris pugnax (ruff)
Lineage: Eukaryota; Metazoa; Chordata; Aves; Charadriiformes; Scolopacidae
Product: major facilitator superfamily domain-containing protein 1-like
Exons: 13
Coding region: 14-1456 (480 amino acids)
Biological process (GO): transmembrane transport
Molecular function (GO): transmembrane transporter activity
Source: RefSeq, a predicted model, not a curated record